GCGAUUUCCAGACAUACCUCGUUUCAGAUCUUUGCCUGAUGCUAUAUAUUUGUAUCCACCAUGACGAUACCUGAUCCGGUCUAUUUAAUGGAGAAUGGAUCAAUUGAAUUACCAUGCACGCCGGAGGAAGAGAAGCGGAUCGUAACUGAGUUAACCAAAAAAGCGGAGUCUAAUUUGAAACAAGGCAACUUGUACUAUGUCCUUUCCAACAGGUGGUUCACAGGCUGGCAGAAAUAUAUCGGACAUGGCAUUGAUGCCUAUCCAUUUGCUGAGCAUUGUAUUGAUUCACUACCUUUGGUACCGUCAGAGACGGCAGAUAGACCAGGACCGAUUGAUAACUUGGAUAUAGUGUCAAAUGGAAGCGAACAUGAGGGUGAUGAUCUACAGCUUCAUAUAACACUAGAGGAAGGACGUGAUUAUGUUUUACUUCCUCAAGAAGUUUGGGAGAAGCUUUUUGAAUGGUACAAAGGAGGACCGACAUUACCUAGGAAGAUGAUUUCAUUGGGUGUUAACAACAGUUUUAGUGUAGAGGUUUUCCCUCUAUGUCUUAAGAUAAUUGAUUCCAAGGACAAAAGCCAGUCAGUUAUAAGGUUAAGUAAAAAGGUAUUAUCUACUCUAUGUCCUCUGUUAAUUCCCUUGUAGAUUCUACUAUUAUGUGUAUUAUAUAUCCAAUCAAGGAUAAACUAAUAGUGGGGCUAAUUUCUAAUCUUACAGCCAGUAAUACACAUCCCUUUGCUUUUGUAUUCAAGGCAUUGGUUUCUCUGGAAUUGAAAUCAGCAGAACAUGCUUCUUUACAUGAGCUUUAUGAGAAGGUGUGUGCACUUAAAGGAAUACAGCCAGAGGAGGCACGAAUCUGGGAUUAUUUCAAUAAACAGAAACAUGCAGUGUUAGUUGAUUCAAACCAAACCUUGGAGGAAUCUAGUUUGCAGAUGGACCAAGAUAUUCUUCUGGAGAUGCAAGUCACUGGAUUUGGCUUGGAAUCAACAGGAAAUGAGUUGGCCCUGGUUCCAGUAGAACCCUUAAGAUCCUCUGUUUCAAUUUCUGGGGGCCCGGUUUUGUCCAAUGGUUAUUCAACAGCUUAUAGUUCCAGUUUGUACCAGGGAAGUACUAUAAGUUCAGCAUUCACAGAUUUGGAGGAUGGAUAUGACGUUUUGAAGCCUGUAGCUAAAGGAGAUAGGGGAGGUUUGGGAGGUUUGCAGAAUCUAGGAAAUACUUGUUUCAUGAAUAGUGCUAUUCAGUGUUUAGUUCAUACCCAGCCACUGGUUGAAUACUUCUUGCAGGAUUACACUAAUGAGAUCAACUGGCAAAAUGCUUUAGGAAUGCAUGGUGAGCUUGCACUGGCAUUUGGUGAGUUGUUGAGGAAACUUUGGUCGUCUGGGCAAACGGCUGUUGCACCUCGUGCAUUUAAGGGAAAACUUGCGCGAUUUGCCCCCCAAUUUAGUGGGUAUAAUCAGCAUGAUUCACAGGAACUUCUUGCCUUCUUGCUGGAUGGAUUGCAUGAAGAUUUGAAUCAUGUUAAGCAAAAGCCUUACAUUGAGACAAAAGAUCAUGAUGGUCGCCCUGAUGAGGAAAUGGCAGAUGAGUGUUGGAGAAAUCACCAAGCCCGAAAUGACUCUGUUAUGUGGAUGUUUGUCAGGUGA
Ilex paraguariensis (yerba mate) is the source of this 1640-nucleotide messenger RNA. The record is from the annotation of a GenBank genome assembly. Lineage: Eukaryota; Viridiplantae; Streptophyta; Magnoliopsida; Aquifoliales; Aquifoliaceae.